Molecule: messenger RNA, 2381 nt
Organism: Neurospora crassa OR74A
Lineage: Eukaryota; Fungi; Ascomycota; Sordariomycetes; Sordariales; Sordariaceae
Exons: 4
Coding region: 929-1573 (214 amino acids)
Biological process (GO): endosome transport via multivesicular body sorting pathway; late endosome to vacuole transport; protein transport
Cellular component (GO): multivesicular body; ESCRT III complex
Source: RefSeq, a predicted model, not a curated record
GCCACCUCAUUUAGGUGGCUCUCCCCUGUUCGCUCCUAUUCUGGCCUAGAGGUGAAAGGCAAAAAACGCUCCUGUUCUCUCCACCGCAACUGCCAACCGUCAAAAGAUCGAAUCGCCGGUUCCGUUCAGCGAACGACACCAAUGCGGGUCGACAGUGCAGACCGCCCAGCAACGAACGAGGCUCGCUGUUUACCGCUCAAUUGGCCAGCGAAUGUCACUCACGGUGCCAAGCGGGACCCUCUAAAAAUGCGGCGCACUGGCAGUUUGGCACACACACUUAGGGGGCUCGAGGGGAGGCACCAGCCACAGGACUGCGUCAUAGCGUGGAAUCUGUGGAAAGCGCGGGCAGGGCGGGGUGGCAAUGCAGAGGCCCCACAUGCUACUUCAGCGUCUCAUCCGGGCCAAUCACGGGUCCGUAGUUCGGGCGACUGCCUCGCGCUGACAGGCCGCCGACCAACGGACGUCCCGGAUCUUCCCAACCUGAAGGGCUUCCCGUCAUUCUGAACCCUGUCACGCUCGCCAGGCUCCAUUCUGUACGUCGCCGUCCAGCACGCAACAGCACAGUAGGCACUACAGGCUAGCAGUGACUUACGUAGCACUUAAGGUAACUUUUAGUACCUAGCAGCAUUCAACACUUGCGGACAUCCAAGAUAUCGAUCAGGUACCUCUAUUCCAUUGUUGACACACCAUCCAUCACCGACCUACUCGACCCGAUAGUAUUCCAGUCGCCGGCCAUCAUCCGUCACGACAACCGUACCCGCGAUAUCCUAACAACUGGAUCCUGCUUUCCAGAGCCUAAGUCCACCGCUUGACUUCAUUCGCUGUCCCCGCCGAGUCCUACGUAGUCACCGACCGUCGCCCCGACCCUAAACCCCCCACCUCCCUCCAUUAGUCCAUCGCCGACAGACCAUCUCACCGCGGAAUCAAGAUGGCGAACCGACAGCUUGCAAGAGACAUGCAAGUUGAGUUUCAAGCCCGCUUCAAUGCCAAGCAAGCACGACGUGAAGCCCAGAAGGCUGCCAAACAAGACAAUGAAUUGAAGAAGCAGAUCCAGAAUCUUCUCAAAAAGGGCGAAACCGCGCAAGCCGCCCAAAAAGCCCGCAUGCUGCUUGCCAAACAAGCCAUCGCUCAACAGAUGGACCAAGCCGCUGAUAUGGCCGAGCUCAGCGUCGCCCAGAUACAGGCUAACAACGCCAUGAACCGCAUGACGUUCAUGAUGGCCCAGUCAUCCAAGACCAUGUCACGGGCCCAGCGCAGCGUAAACCCCGAGAAAACGCUUCUAACGCUGGAGCAGUACAAGCAGCAGAACGAGGAGUACGCCAUGAGCAACGGCAUCUACACGGACGCCAUGACGCAGAGCACAAGCGUGCAAGUGAGCGACGAUGCCGUGCACGAACUGCUCGGCAAGCUCGCAGACGACGCCGGACUGGAACUGGGGCAGGAACUGAAUAAAGCCAGCGCCAGCAAGGUUGAUCCGAACGCUGCUGCCCAGCAGGCGGUGAGCCAGACGGCCGAACCAACUCCGGAAGAGGAAGAUGCCCUGCAACAGCGUUUGCGGGCUUUGCGGGCUUAAGCCGGAAUCAUGUGCUGGAACUCCCGGGCCGUUUUCUUUUUCUUAACUUUUGCGGGAGAAGAAAGAGCGAAGAAAACGUAGAAGAACUGGAGAGGUUGGAUGAAUCGGGAGAGGCGGUUUAGGUGGGUCGUUCCGCUAUCGGGAUACGUGGGGUGAGGUAGGAUCGGUCACUGGGCGGAGGCUCCAAACGGCGGUGAAGCCGGGAUGGUUCGAUUUCGAAAACGCAUGCCGGAUCGACGGAGAUACACUACAUACGUACAACGCUUAUGAUGACGCAAAAGAACACGACGAAGAACAACACAGAGCCUUCUGCUCGUGGUUAUUGGGAGUUUGGGAUGACGAUGAACAUGAACAUGAAUGGGAUGGAGCUGUUGGGGUUGGUGGUGGUUUUCUGAGGGAACAACAGGUCACCUCUGAAGUAUCCGAUUUUGCAGCAAACUGUAUAUGAACGGGGUCUCGCUUGUUCAUUCACGGUUCACACUGGCAAUUCUGCCGUUGGUUUGCUUUCUUAGACCGGCUCGGUCAUUUGGUUGGAUGAUGAACAUUUGUCACUUUUUGGUAAUUGGCGUUUUUAGGUACUAGCAUCUAAACUUCAUCUCUGUUCCUUUUUUUCCCUUCCUCUAUGAUUUCCUUCCCGCUGCCACCUGCGUCGUUACGUUACACGGCAACGGGCUUGGGUAGGAUGAUCACCAGGUUACGGCCGACCAGGGUGAACAACUGUCUCGUCAACAACUAAUACGUUACCUAUCAUGUAUCACCUCCCUGAAAUCAGGUUAAUAAUAGAUCCCCUGGCUCAUACGUGGUCCUU